UCAAAUAUGGCCCCCUCCUUCUCGGUGUGAGAGCAACGACAUCUGACAAAGGAAAGGAAUCUGUCAAAAAAAGAGGACGGCUCGGGUCCAUUGAACGCCGCGCCGCCGUGCAGACAAACACCGCACGCAUGCGGGCAUCCUUUGUGAGUGAAAAGUGGCUGCUAAAUGGAUGAAGUGUGCCAGAGAGAGGAAAUGACGGAAGAAGGCCUUCAUCGUGGCAGACCAUCUGCUCAGAGCAACCCGGUCUCCGUCCCUGUGAGCCCCCACCCCGCAGCCACGCUGAUCAACCCGGUGCUCGUGGAGUCCUCCGUGGUUUUCGCCAUGUUGCUGUGCGUCCACAUGGCGGUCUGGAACCAGCAUUCCUGGUGCAUCAUAGCCCUCUUCAUCCAGGCGUUCUACGCGCAGCACAAAUGGGACCGCCUGCUCCGGUCGGGGGGCGCCGUCUUCCAGUUCCGCCCCUCGGCGAACAGCGGCAUCGUCCCGGCCUCCAUGGUGAUGCCCCUGCUGGGCUUGGUGCUGAAAGAAAAGUGCUCCGCCUCGGGGAAUGUCUACUUUGAGCGCUUCUCCAUGGUGGUCACCAUCACCGGCAUGAUGCUGGCCCUGUUCCUGUCGCUGAUCGCGCUGGGCAUCACGAGACCCGUGCCCACCAACACUUGCGUGAUCGCCGGUAUGGCCGGUAGCGCAAUCCUCUACACGGCGAAACAGACGCUGACGGUGUCCGAGGUCAUCGAGGUCCUGGAGGUGCUGUUGAUCUUCGUCUAUCUCAGCCUGAUCGUGCUCUACCUGCUGCCGCGCUGCCUCACGCCCGGCGAGGCGCUCCUCAUCGUCGGCGGGAUCAGCUUCAUCGUCAACCAGCUCAUCAAGCGCUCCCUGAACCUGGCCGAGGUCAAAGGGGACCCGGUGAACUAUUUCCUGCCGGUCGUCGUGGUGGGCUCGCUGUUGCUGGGCGUCUUCUUCGCCCUGCUCUUCUGCUUCAUGGAGUCCGAGACCUGGGUGUCGUCCCUCUUCUUUCACAUGAUGACGGCCGUCCUGGGUCUGGGCAUCCUGAUGCCGUGGCUCUCCCUGUUCAUCGGCCGCCACCCCAUCAUGUGGCUGCUGGACUUUGUCACGCUAAACGACCGGAGACUUUAUCUGCUGGGUUACUGGCUGUUUCUGGCCGCCGUGGCCACUUGCGUCGUGUUGCACCAGAACUACCAGCGCCAGGCGGGCUCCAAGAAGCACCAGGCGUCCACCGUCGUCCGGAAGUACUUCCACCUGAUCGUGGUGGCCACGUACGUUCCGGGUCUGGUGUACGACCGGCAGCUGCUCCACGUGGCGUCCGUGGGUUGCUUGGCGAUUUUCUUGUUCCUGGAGUACGUGCGUUACUUUCGGAUCAGGCCGCUGGGUCAGCUGCUCCGGCAGCUGCUCACCUUGUUCCUGGAUGAGCGGGACUCCGGGCCUCUUAUCCUGACCCACGUGUACCUGCUGCUCGGCAUGUCCCUGCCCAUUUGGCUGUUCCCCGGGCCCUGCGCCCCGAAGGGGAUACUACCCGGUGCGGGCGGCCUUGUGCCGUACGCGGGCGUGCUGGCCGUGGGGGUCGGGGACACCGUGGCGUCGAUGUUCGGCAGCACCAUGGGGGAGAUCCGUUGGCCCGGCACGAAGAAAACCGUGGAGGGGACCGCGACGUCCGUGUUCGCCCAGAUCAUCGCCGUGGCCAUCUUCCUCAUCUUCGACGGGAGCAUCAAUCUGAACUCCACGUACUCGUGGAUUGUCGGCUCCAUCACUCUGGUGGCCAUGCUGGAGGCCUACACCACCCAAAUAGACAACCUCCUGCUCCCACUCUACCUCUUCAUCCUGCUGUUGCUUUGACUGAACGGAAGAAGAAAAAAACAACUUUCUUUUGUGUCCUUAAGCUCUUUCAAAAAGGGGAAGAUUAAUGAGUUUUGGGGGGGGGGGGGGGGGGGGGGGGGGGGGAGAAAUAUGAAGAAAAAAAUCUCAGUGGACCGAUCAGCACAAGAAAAAUAAUAGUAAAUAAAUCGUCUCCUUACUUUUUACGUGGCGGCAGACAUGACGUCGGUCGUCUGUGGCCCCCUCAGAUUACGUCGUUCGCUUUUUGAGGAACGAGACGAUCGUUUCAGAAGAACUCGCCAACAAAGUGUGAGUGACAGCUGCUGAUCCCUCCCCCCUCCCGUCGUGUCCCUUGUUUUUUUUUUUUGCAAACAGGAUACACACCUCUGGAUUGCCUUUUGAAGAACACAAGUUAAAAGUUGGCUUAUCGAUAUCUGUUUCUUAAUCAACGUUUUUUUUUUUGGUUCUGAGGUUACGUCGCCUCCUCCCAAUUGCAAUAUAAAGGACUUACUGCUGAAAGUAUUUGCCUUAAGAAGUAUAUUUUCUAUCUACUGUUGUAGAUGAAAGCAUGACGGCCCCAGUCAACUCUCCUAAGGGCUGAUUUAUAUUUCAGUAUGGCAGAAACUCGCUAUGCUCUCUUGCAUGACACUAAUGUGACAUUCAGUACUGUAACAUGUACACAAGUACCCUGCAGUAUAUUUUAGUUUGAUGGGACCCCUUAAAAGGUACACUUGAUAUACACAUUUCCUUGUGACACUGAGCUGUCAAACUCUGCAUAAUUCUGGAGUUUGUAGAUAUGCUUUGGGCCCAAAAAUUAUGUUUAUAGCAUCUUUCUUUUGCACCAACUCAUCCAUUUCUAUUAAAUAUUUUGCUCCUCGGAAAUAUCCACAAAUGCCAUCAGGUUUCAUCUCAUCGUUCUUGGAUGAGGAUGCUUACUUCACCGCCUUAAUGUUUAUGUUUAUCUGCAAGUUAUUAUUUUUUUUUUUACAUCAAUUAAUUAGCAUGUUCCUACUAUUAUGUUUUUUUUUUGCAAUCAUCCUUACAUUAAAAAAAAUAUAUAUAAUAUUGCAUGUUGAGUGCAUCAAUGAAGAAAGAUAAAAUUGACAUGCCUCCUUAUUUUUAGUCAAAUUGUUUGACACAUAUUUUAAUGAUUCAGAAGCGAGACUCAGUGGCUGAAAACACACAUUAAUCCUUUUGGUUUGAUUAUUUUUUUAAUUAACAUAAAAGGUGUAUUGUGGUUGAUGAUCAUUGACGCAUACGAUUUAAUUGCUUUUUAUUCAAGUUGCAUCUUGAACAUGAACAUACUUGAAAAAUAAUGCUUACUGUUGUCUGUAAAAAAAACAAAAAAUAUAGGAAUCUGCCAUCUUGUUUUGAAUUUAAAGAAGAAGAAAAAAUGACCUUGGAGAAGAAUAAAGUUGUUUAAUGACAUUGUU
This is a messenger RNA of Cyclopterus lumpus (lumpfish), 3260 nucleotides long. RefSeq names its product dolichol kinase (gene dolk). Gene Ontology annotation, cellular component: endoplasmic reticulum membrane. Gene Ontology annotation, biological process: dolichyl monophosphate biosynthetic process. Gene Ontology annotation, molecular function: dolichol kinase activity. Lineage: Eukaryota; Metazoa; Chordata; Actinopteri; Perciformes; Cyclopteridae. The record is from RefSeq and is a predicted model, not a curated record. The transcript has 2 exons. The coding region runs from base 166 to 1848 and encodes 560 amino acids.